This is a messenger RNA of Zea mays, 1077 nucleotides long. RefSeq lists its product as uncharacterized. Gene Ontology annotation, biological process: photosynthesis, light harvesting. The record is from RefSeq and is marked provisional. Gene Ontology annotation, cellular component: membrane. Lineage: Eukaryota; Viridiplantae; Streptophyta; Magnoliopsida; Poales; Poaceae.
AACGGACUUGACCACUAAAAGCUAAGCACACCCCCGGCCAUGGCGCUCGCGUCCACCUCCGCCACCGCGCCCGCUGCCGUGCUCAAGACCCCGUUCCUUGGCGCCAGGCGCGCGCUCGCCAAUGCCGCCGCGCCCAAGCCCGCGCCGCGCCGCGCGCUCCUCGCCGUCGCCGCGGCCGCCGCCAAGAAGUCGUGGAUCCCCGCCUUCAAGAGCGACGCCGAGUUCAUCAACCCGCCCUGGCUCGACGGAUCGCUCCCUGGCGACUUCGGGUUCGAUCCGCUGGGGCUGGGCAAGGACCCGGCGUUCCUCAAGUGGUACCGGGAGGCGGAGCUGAUCCAUGGGCGGUGGGCGAUGGCCGCCGUGCUGGGCAUCUUCGUGGGGCAGGCCUGGAGCGGCAUCCCGUGGUUCGAGGCCGGCGCCGACCCGGGCGCCAUCGCGCCCUUCUCCUUCGGCUCGCUGCUGGGCACGCAGCUGCUGCUCAUGGGGUGGGUGGAGUCGAAGCGGUGGGUGGACUUCUUCAACCCGGACUCGCAGUCCGUCGAGUGGGCCACGCCCUGGUCCCGCACUGCCGAGAACUUCGCCAACUUCACCGGCGACCAGGGCUACCCGGGCGGCAAGUUCUUCGACCCGCUCGGCCUCGCCGGCACCGUCAAGGACGGCGUCUACGUCCCCGACGUCGAGAAGCUCGAGCGGCUUAAGCUGGCCGAGAUCAAGCACGCCCGCAUCGCCAUGCUUGCCAUGCUCGUUUUCUACUUCGAGGCCGGACAGGGCAAGACGCCGCUCGGCGCGCUUGGCCUAUGAUCUGCAUGCUGCCGCCCACGACGUGUGUCGUAUCAUCAGUCAUCCUGUGUGGCUGUGUGUUUGACUGUUUGUGCUCAUAGAUCGAUCGAAUCCACCGAGCUAGUUCUCGAUUGCGAGCGUCGUGGUACGGCUGCAUCGGAUCAGACGCAUCCAACAAAAUGGGGGAGUUUUUUUUUUGUUCUUCUUCUUCCGUGUAUGUACCAUGUAGUGUAUAGUAGUCUGGAUCGAUUCAUGGGACCAAUUAAGGCAGAAUGAGUGAGCGAGGGACAUUUCGUU